AUGCCCACCGACGCUCCUACCCAGGGCUCCCAUCCCGCCCAUGACCCCACAGGCUUAUCUUCCCCCUCAUCAUCAUCCUCACCUGCCCUCCCAGUAUUCGACCACUUAGCCUUCCCUCACAUCUUCGACGGCGUCCUGUCCCACGCCGACCCCGAGACGCUUCUCGUGUUAGCGCGCACGAGCCACAUCGUCCGAGCGCGUGUCCAGCCCCACUUCUAUCGACACAUUGCACUAGCUACCGCGCGAGACGAGCACGGAGCCGUCGUGAGACUCCCAUGUGCCCCAUAUCGUGUGCUGAACGCGUGGGAACAGCCCGAAGGCGAGGACGAUGACGAGUGGAGAGAAAGCGCGACUCGGUCGCUCGCAAUCACUCAGUGUGUGGAUCUGUGCGCCCCGUUCGUCUGGCACGCUUCGAGACUCCCUGCCCCGAUGCUCCGAAAGGUACGGACAGGCGUAGCUGGUGUGCGUUCCUUCCCCGCUUGGCCUGCGGCCUCAUGCCCACGCAUAGUAUUAGGUGCCAAAGGCUAUCUCCCCUUCGACGAGUGGGUGCGCGUCCGCGCACGGGUUUUUGUCACGCACAUGGAUCUCCAUACAUGGCCGCCUCAGCCAUCGUGGCUGUACGACCUCGAAUACAGUGACGAGGAGGAGGGGUCGCAGUACCAUGCGUCUAGACCGAGCGCCGUGCUCCAGGUCGCCAUGCCCUCCGAGACGCAGCGACUUGUGCUCCACCUGCACUGGGCGGGUACAUUGCGGGCGGGAACCGAUGUCCAGAUCCUCCCGCAAGCACUGGGAGAGCACGCGGACGUUGUUGUCGUCCUACACCCACCGAGCGUUGAGGAGGGUGUAGGCGACGACGGGUGGUUCGCCACGCUCCUACAGCAUCUCGUCAAAGUCGCGGUACAGCGGCGCGCGCUCGUAACGAUCGUGGGCGUCGAGGUGUGCUCUGACGCCGAUCUCGGUAUGCGGCCACGGUCGCGCCCUGUCGCGAAGUGGCAACGCACACUGCCCAAGCCUCAACCGCUCCGCCGUGGGGAGGAGCUCGUUGCAGCCGUCAUGCGCCUCUUAGACAGCACGCAUGAACGGGCGUGGUGCGACGUUACCAGCGCGCAAAUGGAAGCGUGCCGUAUCAUGUGGGCGGCCGGGACACCUGAUGUGGAGGGACUGAGUGGCCAGGUCCGCCUGCAGACCUUGGAUGCGUGGGUGCAAACGGCCGAUCCACUUGAGAGUGGCCCAGUUCCAAUUCUCAGUGAGGCGGAAGCUGGGCGCGUCUGGGCAAAGUGGACAGAGUAA
Messenger RNA from Cutaneotrichosporon cavernicola, 1290 nucleotides. RefSeq lists its product as uncharacterized. The record is from RefSeq and is a predicted model, not a curated record. The transcript has a single exon. The coding region runs from base 1 to 1290 and encodes 429 amino acids. Lineage: Eukaryota; Fungi; Basidiomycota; Tremellomycetes; Trichosporonales; Trichosporonaceae.